AUGUAUGCUUCAAAAAAAUUAAACAUGAAUAGUAUUGCCAUAAAUAUAAGUGCGGAGGGGGAAAAUUUUGACGAUUAUUACCAAGUAUUUUUGAAAUAUAAAGAAGAGAUGGAUAGUCAAAGUGCCAAGAGUGAGGAACAAAAUAGUUCUAGUGAUGGUGAAACUUUAACUCCCAAUUUAGGGAAUAACAAAGAUAAAACUGAAUCGGAAGAAUCAGAAAAAAAAGACUGGGAGUGA
Racocetra fulgida is the source of this 237-nucleotide messenger RNA. NCBI's taxonomy places the organism in Eukaryota, Fungi, Glomeromycota, Glomeromycetes, Diversisporales, Gigasporaceae. The record is from the annotation of a GenBank genome assembly.